This is a messenger RNA of Electrophorus electricus (electric eel), 1311 nucleotides long. The record is from RefSeq and is a predicted model, not a curated record. NCBI's taxonomy places the organism in Eukaryota, Metazoa, Chordata, Actinopteri, Gymnotiformes, Gymnotidae.
UGAAGCAUGUUGCAGAGAUUUGGGUGUAUCAAUGAACAAGCACACGGCUUGAAUUGAAGGAAGCAAUUAAUUUCUGAGCAUCGUGGUCUUGAUUUAAAACAUUAAUGCUUAUAAGAGGACGUCUUCACAAGUUCGGAUAGGCGUACUGCCAAAUUCAAAGAAUGGGGAAUUUCACAUCCUCUAAUGCUGGCCGUUUAUCAAGCACAGGAUAUGCGCAGUUUGUACAGGAUGUUGUGUCCCAUAACUGUGUUGUGAUAUUCUCCAAGACAACAUGUCCUUACUGCAAGAUGGCCAAGAAUGUUUUUAAUGAAAUAGGAGCCACAUAUAAAGUGGUUGAAUUGGAUGAACAUAAAGAUGGCAGACAGCUUCAAGACACCUUGGCACAGAUGACCGGUGCCAGAACGGUACCAAGAGUCUUUAUCAAUGGACAGUGUAUUGGAGGUGGUUCUGAUGCACGACAGCUGCACCACCAGGGAAAACUGCUGCCGCUCAUUGAGAAAUGUAACCCAUGCUGCUUGAGCAGUGCUCAAGAGGCAUCAGGGAGUGGGCAGUCUCCUUGAAUGAUUUAUGGUAUAUUAAUUUUUGCACAACUCUCUUGUUGAGGCCAGUAGAAGCCAAUAGAUUUGUAAAUCUGAGGUAACAAAACAAGAAGUGUUGUGGCUUUAGACAAUUUCCAAACAGCCAAUAUUUUCUUUCUUUAGGUUAUUUUGAUCUAGAAUUGCAACUGUAAGUUUCUUAUGUACAUUUAUUUAUUAUUCUUAAAUAUGUAUAAGAAUAAGGUGUUUGUUUUGUUCUUAAAAUUAUAGAUGUUAGAUAAUAUCUAUUUUAUUAUUAAUUUUCUUACUAGUUUUCAGUGUUGUAUAGUGUAUAAAUUAGUGUCUUUUCAAGAAGCUUGAAUAAAUUAAUUUUGUAUUGUCCAUGCUCUAAUGAAGAUGGUUAACUGCAGUGUACACAGAAAGAUGUGUAUUCAAAUAAUUAUAAAUACACUAACCUUUGACUGCAGUGUGAGUUCCUAACUUAAUUCGGAUAUCAUUUGGGUUUCAUAAUGGGGUUCCCUACAAUAUACUUCAGGCUAUAUAUUCAUAGAUACCAAGUUGCUACAACUGAGUCAUGUGCUGUGCUAAAGAGGAAAUACCGUUCUUUGUAAUGGAAGAAAUGUAAGAUUUCUGAAUCACUGAACUAAUUGGUUCAAAAAAUGCUUAACUGUUUUGAAACUCAAAACUGCACACUGCAGACAUUGAGUGUGUGUGUGUGUGUGUGUGUGUGUGUGAGAGCAUUGGGAAACAGUAAACAAAGUCAACUUUGUCAUUC